This is a messenger RNA of Sphaeroforma arctica JP610, 1349 nucleotides long. RefSeq lists its product as hypothetical. The transcript is spliced from 3 exons. Lineage: Eukaryota; Ichthyosporea; Ichthyophonida. The annotation marks the transcript as partial. The record is from RefSeq and is a predicted model, not a curated record.
GUACAGCGCCCACACCCUCAACGACACCCAGAACCACUAGCAACACGCCACAACGGACUAAUACCACGCCAAACAGAACCACACCAGCGCCAAAUAGAAGCACAGCAGGGCCAAAUAAGACGCCUACCGAUACGUCGAAUACGUCAACCAACACACCAGCAAAGGCCGCCUCGGGUAGGGCUCCCUCGUGGAACACGAGUGGUCCAAGUGCGUACGCUAACAAGAACAACAAACAAGGGACAGCCACAGGCGACACUCUCGACAGCCUUACGCCACACACACACACACCCAUACACACACGCGCGCGCGCGCCAAGUAGCGACACAGCCAGACAGAGCGCUGAUACAACAACGGACAGUGCAGGGUCAAGGCAAACGCCAUCGGACUCAGCGGACGGAGUGGAUCUGUUGCUACAGCAGCAAAACCGGCGCAGAGAAUUAACGGAGCGAAAGAAGGAACAGCAGCGCAGACUACGCGAACAACAACAGGACAAACCAACAGCCCACACACGCACUACGCCACGACCCGAUACGCAUAUGCUGGCCGAUGGUUGGCAGCUCAGUGGCCCACCAGCGAGUAAGCCAAAGGUCAGAUCCACGACGCCUAAUAGGCAAACAUCAACAUCCAACCCCUCACGGACCAGUAACUCUAGUGAUAGGCAGAGUCCAGCGGAUACGGAUGGAUGGGGCAGCCUAGUAGGAAGCACCAACACCGCCGCUGCAGGCAGAGAUAACAGUCAGAUGAACAGCGGUGGUAGUAAUAGCGGUACUGGUAUUGCUAGCGGUAGUAUCACAGAUAGUCGGCGCGUGAGUGAUGGAUGGGGUGAUUUGGACGGCUGGGAUUUGGUCGGCGUACCCGCUGGCACAAGUACGACGGCCGUAACAGGCGGCUCAACCUACCCAGUAGCUACAGGCGCGUACGGGUCGAGCACGUCCAGACGGAACAGCCACGGCAACACGAAUACAUACGGACAACCCAGUCACGGGGACAACACCGGUGAGUACAGUUUCGGCGGCAAUGAUAACAGAUACAGCACUGUCAUGGGCGCAAGCAGUGCGAGUGCGACGAUGAACAAGGGCGUGAGCAUGUCUGUGGGAGAUUCCUUUGGUUCGUUUAGCGGUGGAACAGCGGCGGCUAGUCAAAAGCCCGCGGCGUUCGAUCAGGCUUACGGGAGAGCGUAUGGGCAGGCGGCUCAGGAUGCGCCGAUGAACAAUACACCUUCCAGCACACAAAACACUGGAGGAAACGCUUUUAUUGAUGAUCUGCUGGGGUGAGCAGAGGAUGCUGCUAAGAGAGCUUACUGAAUCCGUGGUAGCAUUGCACGGUAGAUAUACGCGGGUAGGGUAGGC